Messenger RNA from Candoia aspera, 2942 nucleotides. RefSeq names its product WW domain binding protein 2 (gene WBP2). The record is from RefSeq and is a predicted model, not a curated record. Gene Ontology annotation, cellular component: nucleus. The coding region runs from base 74 to 862 and encodes 262 amino acids. Gene Ontology annotation, biological process: positive regulation of DNA-templated transcription. NCBI's taxonomy places the organism in Eukaryota, Metazoa, Chordata, Lepidosauria, Squamata, Candoiidae. Gene Ontology annotation, molecular function: transcription coactivator activity; chromatin DNA binding. The transcript is spliced from 8 exons.
GGAGCCGCUUUAAGGGCUAGAGUCCCUCAGUCCAGCGGGUGUUGGGCAGAGAGUCGGCAGGUGCUUAGCGGCCAUGGCGCUGAACAGGAACCAUGUGGAGGGAGGCGGCGUCAUCGUCAAUAACAGCGAAAGCAUCUUGAUGAAUUACGAGCACAUUGAAAUGACAUUCCAUGAUAUGGAACAUAUACCAGAUGCUUUCAAAGGGACCAAGAAAGGCAGUGUCUUCAUGACUCCAUAUCGAGUUAUUUUUGUAUCUAAGGGAAAAGAUCCAAUGCAGUCUUUCAUGAUGCCCUUUUAUUUAAUGAAAGAAUGUGAAAUUAAGCAACCUGUGUUUGGAGCAAAUUACAUCAAGGGUAUAGUAAAAGCAGAGGCAGGAGGUGGUUGGGAAGGAUCUGCAACAUUCAAAAUGACAUUCUCAGCUGGAGGUGCCAUUGAAUUUGGACAGCGUAUGUUGCAAGUAGCAUCUCAAGCUUCAAGAGGAGAGGUUCCAAAUGGAGCCUAUGGUUACUCAUACAUGCCAAAUGGGGGCUAUGCCUUUCCACCACUUGCUACCAAUGGGAUGUAUCCUCCUCCUCCUCCUUCAGGAUACCCUUACCCACCACCACCUCCUGAAUUAUAUCCUGGUCCACCAAUGGAUGGUGCUAUGGGGUACAUGCAGCUUCCACCUCCUCCCUAUCCUGGGCCUAUGGAACCACCUGCUGCUGGCCCAGAUCUUCCCACCACUCCAGCAGCGGAAGCUAAGGCUGCAGAAGCUGCUGCAAGUGCUUAUUAUAACCCAGGCAACCCUCAUAAUGUCUACAUGCCCAUGGACCAGCCUCCUCCACCUCCUUACUUUCCUCCAGAGGACAAGAAAACCCAGUAGAGGAACCAUCGUCACAUGUUGCAUCCUUAUUGCCAUAUGGCUCAAUAUUGAUUAGGGAUAUGACAGUGGUAAGAGCCACCUUGUCUCCCCCCAGUACAUGUAUCUCUCAUGGACAGAAAUGGUAGAUACAUGUGCCAGUAGGAAAGCAUUUCUAACAUUUUCCUGGAUUGGCAGUGCAUAGACACUUAAUAUAUUGUUCUCCUCUGUAUGACAUAAUGAAGAAAUUUUUUUCCCAUCCCACAUUUUAAUUGUCCCGGGGAACAUUCUUUUUUGAAUAAAGACUACUUCAGCUGAAACUUAUCAACAACUAUUGAAUUUGGUAGGUGUUGAUAUUUUAGGUGAUGUCCAGCGCUUACACAGUGAAGCUUCAGAAGAAAAUUAACUCUAUGAUCUUUUGAUCGAUUCUUGGUUGCAUGAACCCUGCCAUUCUAUGACCAAGGAAACGCACUGAUCUUCUGACAGAUUUAAUGGCAUGUACUAGACAUUUGGUUCUACUUCGACAAUGGAAUUUUCUGCCAUUUAUUCCACAAGAUGCAUGUAUGGUGGCACAAAUGCCUCACAUUACGGACAUUCUUGCCUAUUCCCUUAAUACCUUGGCUCUUUAGGUUUUACGUUAACAAAGUGAUGGCUUCUUAGUUCUAUCCAGGAAACCUCCAUAGUUAACAGGGUAGUUGAUUUUACCAAAUGGUUGAUCAUCCUAGUAGCUGAUACAGUUUCUAAAAAGAAGAUACUCAUAUGUAAACAUAUUUACGUGUUUAGUUUAUUUCUUGCAUAGAUUUUAUUCCUUUAAUUUUGAGUGUAUUGCAACUUGAAGCAACAGAUUUCUUUUUUAUGGUGUUCAGCCAUCACUCUCUACGUGUGGUAAACAUCAGGAUUAUCUUUUAAUCCAGUAACUCUUUGGUUUAACUUGACAAAUUCAAAGGCUGUGUUAAAAAAAGUCAGAGCUUUGUAGGGUUUUCCAUAUUUCCUGUUUCCUCAAGUACAAUUCUUAUCAGUAAAAUGCCAUACACAAAUCACAAUGACACAAUUUUUUUUCUAGGAACAAAAUAUUGGGGGGUAUAAGGCAGGGUUUUAGGAAUUUUCUAUGGCAGUAGCUCUUUAGACAUAUGGCUUCCAAAGAUUUUGGAAACUUUUAUCAGAACACUUGAAAUCCAAGUGCUGGCAUCCCCUCAUGUGUCUAAAUCAGUGAAAAUCUACUCUUCAUUCUUUAACCUUGCAUCUGAUUUACUACUGAAAUGAAAUGGAUAUAGAACUAUUAUAAAACCAUAUUUCCCUACUGUUUGUGAUAAUAAAAGUACUCGAAAUUGCCAUUUUCAGUACUGCCAAUACAAAAAAACUUGGACCUCCUUUCGCUGUUACUUCCAGGUUCCAGGUAGUGUUUGAAGCAACACCAGUUAAUUCCAGCUUUGGGCGCAUGACUGCACUCUCCCACUCAGCAGUAGAUACCGCCUGCUUCCUGACAUUUGCUGCAGAUUUGUCCUGAGGCAAAACACAGCAUCCAGUAACAACGGGCAGAACAGGAUAGUUUUUCUGCAUGCUUCUACAGUGCUUGGUUUUUGCUUCCCUGACUUAGCAAAGUAUUUCACUAUUACUGAAAUUUGUGAAAUUCAAGAGAUGAACAAACAGACUUAUUUAUGUCCCUGUUUGCAUUAUUCUAAGCACUUUGCUACACAGCUGUAAAACUGAGACAGCCACCUCAGUUCAGUGUGGAAGUACUGUAGCAUGCAAAUUCAGUUCAGAUGCUUUUUCAGCGAAAGUGUUGCAGAGCACUUUCCAGCAAAAGUUGAAACACCAUCUAACUAAUAACUCUAAGUCUGCAGACAGACUGGCAUACUUUGUCUUUAGUAUGGUUUUUCAAAUGGUUUCUAGCUGAACUAUAAUAUAUAUUCUAAAAAAAGCCAUGCAUUUUUUCCCUAGAUUUGCUAUUUAAAUGACAGUGAUGUAACAAAAUCGUUAUGUUAAAAAUUAGUAUGUAUUUUGAAGAAGUUCUGUUAAUACAUUAUGGAUGUGAAAUGGUUCUCUUGAAUGCGAUGCUGUCUUUUGAUUUGCUAAGACUGUGAAAUAAAUACAUGACAUCAUA